CUCAAAAUAUUUACUUGACUAAUUUAAAGUCUCUUGUCCUUGAAACUAAGCUUGAGCAUGGCCAUUCUAGUACCUCAAUGUUUGGCUCGAUUAAUGCUCAUUCUCCUUCUCAUUGGAGUGAGCAAUGCUCAAUUAUCUUCAAAUUUCUAUUCAUCAUCAUGCCCUAACCUCCUUUCCAUCAUCCGAACAGCCGUAAAUUCAGCUGUCUCGAGCGACUCUCGCAUGGGGGCUUCCUUGCUUCGUCUUCAUUUCCAUGACUGCUUUGUCGCGCUAAAAGGGCCGAGCUGGGCUAUCGCACUAGGAAGAAGGGACUCGACCACCGCAAGUUUGAGCAACGCAAACAGCCAAAUCCCGGGUCCUGGCAAUAACCUCAAUGCCCUCAUCACUGCUUUUUCUAACAAAGGCUUCACCGCUAGAGAAAUGGUUGCCCUCUCAGGAUCCCACACAAUAGGUCAAGCAAGGUGCACCACAUUCCGGAACAGGAUCUACAACGAGGCCAACAUAAACGCGACGUUCGCUACCAGCACAAGGGCCAACUGCCCCCGCAGCGGUGGCGACAACACUCUGUCUCCGCUGGACGUUGCCACGCCAACGGCCUUCAACAACGACUACUACAGAAAUCUCAUCAGCCUCAAAGGCUUGCUGCAUUCCGACCAACAGCUCUUCAAUAAUGGAUCCACCGACGCUCAAGUCAGAGCCUACUCAACCAAUUCGGCUUCGUUUUUCAAUGACUUCGCCGCGGCCAUGGUCAAGAUGACAAACCUUAGCCCCCUUACCGGCACCAAUGGCCAGAUCAGGAGGAACUGCAGAAGGACCAAUUAAAUAGUUUUCACUUUGUUUUGACUUUAUCAUCACUAAAUUUGGAUGUUGUUUGAGGUUUUUCCUCUGUUUUUGAUUUUUUCUUAUUUGAAGUGAUCAAUAAAGAUUGGUUCUAAGUGUUGUUAUA
This is a messenger RNA of Salvia splendens (bonfire salvia), 946 nucleotides long. RefSeq names its product cationic peroxidase 1. The transcript is spliced from 3 exons. Lineage: Eukaryota; Viridiplantae; Streptophyta; Magnoliopsida; Lamiales; Lamiaceae. The record is from RefSeq and is a predicted model, not a curated record. Bases 58 to 822 code for a protein of 254 amino acids. Gene Ontology annotation, molecular function: heme binding; peroxidase activity. Gene Ontology annotation, biological process: response to oxidative stress; hydrogen peroxide catabolic process.